GUGACGCGGCGCUCAUAUUUACCACGCGGUUGCUGCUGAACCGGCUGAAGAUCAUCAUCAUCGUCAUCAUCAUCAUCAUCAUCAUCAUCAUCACAAUCCUCGGGGUUUAUGGAUCAUUAUGAGGUUAUUCGACAGGUCGGUCAAGGCGCGUUCGGGAGCGCGCUUCUGGUCAAACACCGACACGGAGACGAUGAGCUGCUAUACGUCAUCAAAGAGAUUCACCUGAGACAGUUGUCUGCUCGGGAUAAGGAUGCCUCCAGAAAGGAAGUGACCCUUUUGUCCAAAAUGAGACAUCCAAACAUUGUCACGUUUUAUAAAUCAUUUUACGACAGAAAUAACCUCUACAUCCUGAUGGAAUACUGUGACGCCGGUGAUCUGAUGAACAGAAUCAAGAUGCAGAGAGGAAAACCCUUCACAGAGCAGCAGAUUGUGGACUGGUUUGUUCAGAUCUGUCUGGGACUGAAGCACGUUCACGACAGGAAGGUUCUGCACAGAGACAUUAAAGCUCAGAACAUCUUUCUCACUCACGGAGGACAGAAAGUCAAACUGGGAGAUUUUGGCAUCGCAAAAAGUUUGAACAACACCACGGAUCUCGCCAGGACCUGCGUCGGGACGCCGUACUAUCUCUCUCCAGAGAUCUGCGAGAACAGACCGUACAACAACAAGACGGACAUCUGGUCUCUGGGCUGUGUCCUCUAUGAGCUCUGCACACUCAAACACCCGUUCGAGGGCAGUAAUUUAAAGCAGCUGGUGUUGAGGAUCUGUAGGGGGCGCUAUAGUCCAGUGUCUCAGCGAUACAGUGCUGAACUUCGACUUCUGCUGAACCAGCUGUUCAAGAUCAGUCCUCGAGACCGGCCGUCAGCGAACACACUCCUCAGAAGACCGUUACUGCAGGCUCAGAUCAGCAAACACCUCGACACACAGUUGCUGGAGGAAGAGUUCAGUCACACAGUUCUUCACGGACACACACCAGCGGCACCUAAAGCCACAAACAACACAGUCUUUGGCCUUUCUAAAGAUCCGGCGGGAUAUAAACCCGUCCCGAGAGCUCCUGUCAUCAAAGCACCAGCGAGACCCGAGCAGAGACGCAGCAGAGCCAAAGCACAACAAAUAAAGCCUCGAUUUCCUGCUGUGUUUGAAAACCCGAUUGCGGUUAAAGCGUGUGUUGAUCGUGAGCGCCGCUGGAACGGGCCGGUCGAGCGUCAGGAACCUGUGGAGGAUCGUGACACACACACACUGGAGCCCUACAAACUUGUCGCUAAGGCGAGAGACGAGUAUCUGCAGAGGCGACGUGAAGCCCAACUGUACAAACUCCGAGCUCAGAAACAACUGGGUCUCAGACCGUCCACAGCAGAUGCUGAAGGCUGUGAGCCGCCCAAUGCACAAGAGCAUCAUGGGAGAAAACCGUGUCAGAGCGGGAAACUGCAGGGACAGGAGGAGUACCUGAAGCAGCUCCAGCGAAUCAGAGAGCAGUAUCAUAAUGAUGUCAGAGAGAUGAGAAUGAGAGCAGAGGUCGAGGACAGACGAACAGACCUACUGAGGAAGAGCAGACACACACACGCACGUGGGAAAGAGCAGCAGAGAGGGAUCAUGUUUGAGAUCAAGCUGAGUGAUGAAGAGCACGCCGAGAUGAAGACUGACGAGGAAGACGAGGAGUCAGAGGACAAGCCCCUAAACGACACACUGACGUUGGAGCGUGGAGAAAACAUCCACAACGGUCCACACGGCUCAGACGAAGAGGAGCAGAAGAAGAGAGCUGGAUGGUGUCGGGACGCCGCUGACACUUUACUGAACGCUCUCGAGCGCAUGGACGUGACGACAGAGAGUAUCAGUGACACUCAGACAGAUUCAGAGGAGCAGGAGGAAGGACACAGAAAGCUCUGGACGAAGCGUUUGCCGGAGACGCUCCUGAACGCUCUCGCUCAAGCACAGCUCACGGAGACGCUGAUGUCAUCAGAUGAGAAGAGUCUGACAGAGGAAGAGUGUGAUGAGUGUGAUGAUGAAGAGCGUCUGGAGCCUCGAUCAGAUGAUGAGGACACGAACUUUGAGGAGUCGGAGGACGAGCUGAGAGAGCAGGUGUCCGACUCCAUGAGGAACCUCUUCAUCAUCACACAGGAGGAGGACGAGCACACACACACCGAUGACCCGACGCGUGAAGCAAAGGAGGAGGACGAGCACACACACACCGAUGACCCGACGCGUGAAGCAAAGGAGGAGGACGAGCACACACACACCGAUGACCCGACACAGGAGAGUGUGAACAGCAGCGCAGAGGAAGAUUCCCAGAAAACCACAGUGGAAUGAAGGAAUCCUCCUUUCGUCCUUUUGUUUCUCAAGCUGACAUAUGAUAAAUACAUACACAUAUACAGGGUUUGAAAUGAACACUCGCCAAAUGUGUGUAAAAUCAACAGUGGCGGGAAACGCUGUCAGAUCACGAGCCAAUCUGCCGUGUUACCUACUAUUGCUGUGGAAGUUUGUGUGAGACUAAUCUGCACUGAUUUAGUGCAAAUACUCGUGAUAUAUUAAAUACAGCGAAAUCUGCUCAUUUCUGGCUUACUGUAACCAGUGUUGGGUAAGUUACUCUAAAAAAGUAAUUAGUUACUAGUUACUAAUUACCUCUUCAACAGUGUAAUUA
Molecule: messenger RNA, 2635 nt
Organism: Pimephales promelas (fathead minnow)
Lineage: Eukaryota; Metazoa; Chordata; Actinopteri; Cypriniformes; Leuciscidae
Source: RefSeq, a predicted model, not a curated record